Clarias gariepinus (North African catfish) is the source of this 2179-nucleotide messenger RNA. It is a transcript of the gene ift54, whose product is annotated as TNF receptor-associated factor 3 interacting protein 1. Gene Ontology annotation, molecular function: microtubule binding. The coding region runs from base 129 to 2144 and encodes 671 amino acids. Gene Ontology annotation, biological process: intraciliary transport; regulation of microtubule cytoskeleton organization; cilium assembly. The transcript has 18 exons. Gene Ontology annotation, cellular component: axoneme; ciliary basal body; intraciliary transport particle B. The record is from RefSeq and is a predicted model, not a curated record. NCBI's taxonomy places the organism in Eukaryota, Metazoa, Chordata, Actinopteri, Siluriformes, Clariidae.
AUUGACACGGCAACGGAGACGACACGGUUUAGUAGUGAUUAGAAAUCUGCUGCUUGUAUAUAUUUAUUAUUACUUCUUUUCCCUCUUUAACAUCUCCGGGCCACGACGUUAGGCUUGAAGCGCAGACGAUGAACGGAUCAGUGGCCAAAAAGACGCAGGAAACUCUGGGGAAAGUGAUCAAGAAACCUCCUCUGACUGAGAAGCUGCUGAGCAAACCGCCUUUCCGUUACCUGCACGAUAUAGUGAGCGAGGUGAUUCGCACCACAGGCUUCAUGAAGGGCCUUUAUGGAGAAGCAGAGAUGAAGUCAGACAAUGUCAAGGAUAAAGACUCGAAGAUAGCGUUCCUGCAGAAGGCCAUAGACGUAGUGAUGCUGGUGAGUGGGGAACCCAUCGCUGCUAAGCCUGCACGCAUAGUGGCUGGCCACGAACCCGAGAAAACCAACGAGCUACUCCAGACCAUCGCCAAGUGCUGCCUUAACAAGCUCUCUAGUGAUGAAGCUGUAAGACAUGUCCUAGCUGGGGACAAAGUGGAUAUAAAGGGGAAAGCGAGCACCUCCAGGUCUCACGGCAAGGAGAACAGAGAAGAGAAGAUUAAAGAGAGCAGUGUGAACACUGAGCAGAAAGACCCAGACCAACCCAAGGACCAGGAGAGCAGGAGAAGGAGUGAGAAAGAGCGACACAGAGAUGGAGAGAGGCCCGAGAAAGCUCGGGAGAGAGACAGGACAAAGGACAGAGAUCGGGAUAAAGACAAAAGCCAUGAUAGGGAUAAAGAAAAAGUCAGAGAUAAAGAGAAGGACCGUGACAGAGAUAAUGAAAAGGACCGAGAUAGAGACCGAGACCUAGAGAAAGAGAAGACCCGAGACAGAGAAAGGGAUAGGGAAAGGACCAAGGACAAAGAACGAGAGAAAAACAGAGAGCGAGAUUCACACAAGGACAGAGAACGAGUGCGGGACAAGGACAGAGACCGUGAGCGUGACAAGCGGAGAGACCGAGGCAAAGAGCAGGACCGAGGAAGAGAGAGAGAGAUUCAGAAGGAGACAGAAGAAAAGAAAAAGGAGAAAGGGGAGAAAAAGUCCCGAGCUGCAGAGGAAGUAAUCAAGCAAAAACCUCACCCCAAGGAGCCGAACAGAAAUCACAAAACCGAACCAGCAGAGACUGAAAGAGAUGACAUAGAUGAGGUCCCUGAGGCACAAGAUGAUCAGCCAUCAGAUGCUUCUCCACACCAGCUGGAUAGUCCUGCCAGAAUACCCAGGCCUUCCUCUGCCAAGGGACAGAGACGCAGGCCUAAAUCUGGAGCGCCAGACGAAUCCGAUAGUGAUGGAGCAAGCGACAAUGCUACGGCGGAUAAACCUGUUCGUCUUGAAAAUGGAGAUGCAUCAGAUGUUUUGGCACACCGUACAUCCCACAACAGCAGCAACAGAAGGAUAACACGGCCCAGUAGUGCGAGACCAGCCCCUCCCCGAGUAAGGAGGCAGGAGAGCUACACUGACGCAGGCCCAGUGGAGCGACUGGGCAGUGCCAAACCUCCCCCUGCAGUCAUCGUGGAUGGCAAAAAGCUUUCAGAUGAUGAAGAUGAUGAGGAUGGGCAGUUUGUGGUGGAGGAGGCAGGUCCACUUCCCCCUGACAUGCCUGAGCUAGAGAUGGGGCCAUCAGUUGACUUACAAGGUGACGAGAAACACGGUGGCCUUGUGAAGAAAAUCCUAGAAACUAAGAAGGAUUAUGAAUCAUCACCCUCAGCUCUGAAGUCAAAAGACCAGGAGCGGACGCCGGUAUUGGAAGCUGCUCGUAAGAAGGAGCGAGAGUUAUUGGCCCGGGAGAUCGAGCGUCUGCGAACGUCCGUCCAAAGUGUAUGUCGCAGCGCUCUACCUCUAGGCAAGAUCAUGGACUACAUCCAGGAGGACAUGGACUCCAUGCAGAACGAGCUGCAGAACUGGAGACGUGAAAACAAAGAACAUGCAGGGGCUCUGCUGCAGGAACAGAGGAUCACCGACAGUGCUGUGAAGCCCCUAAAGGCUGAACUGUCUGAACUGGAGCAGCUCAUUACGGAACAGCAGGACAAGAUCUGUGCCAUCAAAUCCAACAUCCUUCAGAACGAGGAAAAAAUUCGCAAAAUGGUGUCUAGCAUCAACAUCUCUCAAACAUGAACGAAGCAAUAAAAUAAAGCUUUCUACACACAGGA